ACUUCGAAUUGAAGUAUGCGCUGUAGCUGUAGCUUCUUGUUGUCUGUAUUUGACCAUUUACGCUUCCAUAACAAGUUGAAAGUUAUUGUAAAAUUUAAUAUCCUUCAGUAACAAGUUGAAUUAAGUAGUAAUUGCAACCAUGUUAACUGAGGCACAUGUUUACGAUUUCAUUUCUGCUGAGAACAAAAUCAUCACGAUAUCUUUUUCGAGCUGCUCGAUUGCUAAUCUCCGUAAAUGCUUUGGGACGAGAGAAAAUCUCUCCAUUAUUAUGCAAGGAGUGAUAUCACCUUUCUAUCGGAUAAAUGAGAAAGUGUAGUUUGCACACAAAUGACAUAAGUUCUGAGUUGUUAACAACACGUAAUUGGUCAUCACAGUUACUUUCUGAAAUUUCAUGCCGAGUUCCCAAACAUGUCAAUAUCAGACACAAAAUGCAAUUACAACUUGACUAAUAAGUUGGUAUAAAUUCAUCAACUAUGAUAAACUGCUUAUCUCAAACAAAUUGCAAAAUCCACCAUGAAUUAGAGAAUAUCCACAGAAAUCUUCAAAAGUGGAGUACUUCUUUUCACUUCACAAAUAAUGAACGUCAGUAUCAGGUUUUUGGUAUAUACACAUAUAUGAUCAUCACUUAUAUCUUUAGCUUCUGACAAUCCAUCUAUUACAACGAUUUAUGUUAGGAAGGUGGAUAUUAGCCAUUAUUCAAAAAAUUCAAGAAUGCUUCUCUAGGAGAAAGGUCUCUCCUUAUUCCACCUCUAUGCAACAGACCAUUCGACUGGAUCUGAGCAUCAUAAGCAAGGAUGAAAAACACAAAACCCUCUACAAUAAACAAGCGACAUAAAACACGGUAACUGUAAAUUAUGAUUCACCAGUUACUCAGGAUCAUAGGACUUUCACGAAUAUCAAUAAGGAAUUUGGAUUUCUAGAGAUGUUUUUAAUUUGAUGAUAAUCGUACCACAACACGAAUUCACAUAGUAGUGACCACUAAUGAGAAAUACGAAUGUGUUAAUUUUCACUCCAUUGAUGUCAGUAUAUCAAUGUGAAACCAUGCAAGCUUGUUUCAGAGUGAAUGGUUUCCAAUUUAGUGAGUUCAGAUGAAUUGCAAUGAAGCAGUGAAAAGUUCCAUUUCUACGAAUUCAUCAACAAUCUGUAAAGUCGACUAGGUUUGAUUUCUGUUGAUACUGUUAAUUGUGACUUAGCUGCUGAGAUUCCUAAAAGAGGCAUCUCUUAAUCCCUUGAAAGCAGACUCAGUGAAGCAUCAGUUAGAUUAUUUUACUUACAAGGAGAUUAUUCUGCCUGUCUAUAUCUCAUGGUCCUUAUGAGUCUAUGGUUAGGUAUGAUAAUCCUCAUUCGUACUUUAACCAUACUUAUUUUUCGUUUUCUUUAUUCCAUUUGCAUACCCUUCCUUUGUUGUAUUGAAUAUUAUUACCAUUAUAUUACUUAUCAUCUUUUUGCAAUGUUGCCUUAUCAUAAUUAGCACCCAAAUGUGUAAAUUUUGAAUCGCUUACUAGUCUCCUUAUUUCUAAAUCACUCUAAGAUUUAUGCAUCUCUUGAAAUAUUUUUGUCACGAUUCACAUCCUGUUUUAAAAUUUAUAAUCCUAUAAUUAUUUAGCGACCAAAUUUAUUCGGUUAUGUUUCAGACGCAAGAAAUUGGGCUCUUCAUUUUACUGUAUAGCCAGUGAAGAUUCUUUGAGAUACGCGGUAUCACUGAAUUAUUCAAUUAUAGUAGAAAGACGAUUAUUUUUCAAUAUAUUUUGCCUGUACUGUCAAAGAGUAAGAACAUCAAACACUAAUUUACCUCAGCAACGCUUUGAGGCAGCGAUACGGGCAGUGCGCGUUUCCGCAUACAAAACAAGUACUGCAAGUAAGUGAAAUUUGAACGGGACAUAUAAGCGAACAAUAUUAUUUUCAAUUUAAUCUUCUUCAGUCUGUGCUCUAAUUUAUACAUAGAUUUAUAUAUAAGAAUUUUUAACCAAUGACGGUGAUUUUUUGGAUCAAAUAAUAAUAACAAUAAUAAUGUGGUGUGUGUUUUGAACGAAAUUUAUAACAAUGAUUAUAAUGAUAACAAAGUAUUGAUAAUAAGGUUUAUGUAGGGGAUAAGAAUGACAAAGGUAGUAUAUCUGUGUAUAUGUAGACAAUUCAAUAAAUACAUAAAAGAAAGGGUUCUGAUUCCGUUCGAAAGACUCGAUGGAAUGCGAUAGAUAACUUUGAAGGCACUACUUUUGCCCACUUGGUGACCACUGUCAAUCAAAUGAGCCAAAACAGAACUCCGUAUGGAUUUUAUUGGACCGUUUCCGAACCAUGAAGGAAGAUGCUCAUUAAUGCGUUUGUUAAGCUGUCUAGUUGUUCGCCCUAUAUAGCUGUCUUCAAAGGAGCAACUAAAUUUAUAGAUACACAUCGAGGUGGCACAGCUGGGUAGCCUGUCUUUCACUGGAGCAUUCAUUAGUGGUUGGCUGGAAAAUGAGAAUUAAAAGGUGGCAGCUCUCCAUAAUCUCAGAUGUAAGACUUCGCUAGCAACGUACCCGUUAAAUUGGAAUUUCAUUAGGACUCUCGCCAACCAUGCACAUGGUCCGGGGUUCGAGCUCACACCGACGCACACCUGAUAUCUAUGGCCGGCCUGCUAAAUUUGGGCUACCGAUAUCCAUGCUGAAAAUUCCAUACUUGUACCAAAAAUACAGUGUGGAAUCAAGCUGUUAAUC
Molecule: messenger RNA, 2693 nt
Organism: Trichobilharzia regenti
Lineage: Eukaryota; Metazoa; Platyhelminthes; Trematoda; Strigeidida; Schistosomatidae
Source: the annotation of a GenBank genome assembly